ACUUCUGGAUUCUAACAGUGAGUUGUGAGAAGCAACGCGGAAAACGGAAUGGAGACUCCAGCUUGUUUUAAACGAGCUGUAUUACCCCGCACAGUGCAGGAGAAAAGAUAAUUGGCUCAGGUCUCGGCUCUGCCAUCUACCACCUGUGGAGCCUUAGAUAAGUCAGUUAAUAUCUCUGUCACUCAACGGUUUCGGUCUUGUCAUCUUUUACAUGGAAUGUCAUGAAAUAUACAGUACAUUGCAGGAACUGCCUCAGGAGCGGAGGGAAGAGGGGAGAGAAGGCACCGCUAAGGACCAGUGGCCCCGCCAGGCGGCCGACCUCCCCAUUCCAGGGGCGCCAGCCGGCGGAUUACAUAACGGGCCUCGGGGCGCACUCUCGCGAGGUUUCCACCGCCCCCUCCUCGCUCCACGUCAGAGGGAACCGGGCGGAGCGGCCAACAUGGCGGAACGCAGGAGACACAAGAAGCGGAUCCAGGAAGUUGGUGAACCAUCUAAAGAAGAGAAGGCUGUGGCCAAGUAUCUUCGAUUCAACUGUCCAACAAAGUCCACCAAUAUGAUGGGUCACCGGGUUGAUUAUUUUAUUGCUUCAAAAGCAGUGGACUGUCUUUUGGAUUCAAAGUGGGCAAAGGCCAAGAAAGGAGAGGAAGCUUUAUUUACAACCAGGGAGUCUGUGGUUGACUACUGCAACAGGCUUUUAAAGAAGCAGUUUUUUCACCGAGCCCUAAAAGUAAUGAAAAUGAAAUAUGAUAAAGACAUAAAGAAAGAAAAAGAUAAAGGAAAAGCUGAAAGUGGAAAAGAAGAAGAUAAAAAGAGCAAGAAAGAAAAUAUAAAGGAUGAGAAGACAAAAAAAGAAAAAGAGAAAAAAAAAGAUGGUGAAAAGGAAGAAUCCAAAAAGGAGGAAACUCCAGGAACUCCUAAAAAGAAGGAAACUAAGAAAAAAUUCAAACUUGAGCCACAUGAUGAUCAGGUUUUUCUGGAUGGAAAUGAGGUUUAUGUAUGGAUCUAUGACCCAGUUCACUUUAAAACAUUUGUCAUGGGAUUAAUUCUUGUGAUUGCAGUAAUAGCGGCCACCCUCUUCCCCCUUUGGCCAGCAGAAAUGAGAGUAGGUGUUUAUUACCUCAGUGUGGGUGCAGGCUGUUUUGUAGCCAGUAUUCUUCUCCUUGCUGUUGCUCGAUGCAUUCUAUUUCUCAUCAUUUGGCUCAUAACUGGAGGAAGGCACCACUUUUGGUUCUUGCCAAAUCUGACUGCUGAUGUGGGCUUCAUUGACUCCUUCAGGCCUCUGUACACACAUGAAUACAAAGGACCAAAAGCAGACUUAAAGAAAGAUGAGAAGUCUGAAACCAAAAAGCAACAGAAGUCCGACAGUGAGGAAAAGUCAGACAGUGAGAAAAAGGAAGAUGAGGAGGGGAAAGUAGGACCAGGAAAUCAUGGAACAGAAGGCUCGGGGGGAGAACGGCAUUCAGACACGGACAGUGACAGGAGGGAAGAUGAUCGAUCCCAGCACAGUAGUGGAAAUGGAAAUGAUUUUGAAAUGAUAACAAAAGAGGAACUGGAACAGCAAACAGAUGGGGAUUGUGAAGAGGAUGAGGAAGAGGAAAAUGAUGGAGAAACACCUAAAUCUUCACAUGAAAAAUCAUAAUCUGACUAAUUUUGGGACUCAAUGAAUAAGUACAAGAGGUUGGAUUUUCUAUGUUGGCUGAUUACCAUAUUGAACACAUGGCAUUUGUAGCAUUCUUUAAAUCUAUUUACUGAAAUGUAUUUGACAUUCAAGCAGUUAUAUUCAGUCCUUCAUUUUAUAGAAUAUUCGCACUAUUAUUGGUACAGUUUAAAGCCAUUAAUAUGUUUUAUCCAUUUGAUAAUUUUACAGUAAGUAGGUCUCAUUCAUUUUGACAGUUAUCAAAGAUGUACUUUCCACAGUUAAAUUUACAUUAAUGGCAAUUUUUGAUAGUUUUAUGGCUUUUUACUGUUAGACUAAUCAAAAAUAACUUUAAAAGGAACAAAGAAACUCCAACAUUUCACAUUAUGCAUAGUUAUAUAGCCAUUUCACAGUUUCUUUAAGAUGUGUAAACUCAUUGUCCUUGAUAGUUUUUAUUUUUCAUUAUAAAAUUAUACCAGGAGAUUUCUUUUAAGAUUCUGAGUUAGCAGAGUUCAAAACUAUUUUGUGGAAACAAGCCAACUAGUAACAAUGCAGCAACACUUCUGGUUUAGCUAAAUUAUUUUUCCAAUGUAGGAAAUCCACACUGCUUUGUACGUCUGACUCAGAGAAAGAUGGUCGUCUCCAGCAGAGAAAGUGAACAGCAUUUGUUGGAAGGUGAUGGCUCUCCCUCCUCCCUCCCCAUUUCAUUGGCGUAACGUAAAGUGUAUUCUGUACAUAAUUUACAAAUAAAACAUUUUAUUUUAAUUGUUACUUAUUAUUUAGAUAUUUCUCAACACUUAAAUUCAUAAAAUUAAGACCAUGUAAGGGUAUGUUUUUAGAGAAAUGGAAGUUUGAGUAACCCACAGAACAUCUGUGAUCUUUCUACAGCAGCUUCAGUUUUGUGCCAACAUUCCGUGUAUUUUGAAUAUGAGCAAAAACUGAUCUUUAUUAAAUAAGAGCAGACUUAAAGUAGCUUUGUACGCCUUAAUGUUCAUUUUGAUUUAUUUUAAAUCUUUACAUUCAGAAAUGAGAUACUGUAUUAUCAGACCAGGAGGCAUUGCUGUGAAAGAUAAUUUCCUAUUCUAAAAUAUCAAAUUUAAAAUAAAGAUAAUGAAAGAAAACAUAAGAGAACUAUUGGACUCUAAUUGCUUUGAACUAGUUUUGCAGUUUGACUUUACGUCUUAUACAUCUUAGUUACAAGUCUUUGGAAACUCUUGUUUACUUAUGAGCAUAAUCAUUCCUUGGAGUUAUAUAAACUAAUAAUGAAUAUUAAAUGAUUUUUCUUCAGUCACAGUGAGAGCAUCUUGCUUUGUGGUUGAAAUAGGUAGUGUAUGUCAGUCUUUGCUUUAGGCUGUUUCUCAUCUAAGUGUUUGAAUUAAAGAUGUUAAAUUUUUCUAAUUGUGAAAAAUAUGUUUUCUGUAUCGACACAUUUUAUUAAACUUGGCUUGAUUGCUUCUUUAUAGUAGUCCCUGUAAGUGGACAUAAAUGUGGCUAUUUGAUGUUAAUGCAACUAUGUCAAGGCUGCAAUCACUUUAAGAGUUUCUUUUUAGCAAAUGUUCAUUGAUGAAGUGCCUGGGUAUUUUCCCCUCCCAUUUGCAGAGCUCUACUACUUCAUUUCCACAGUAAGCAUAUAUAUAAUGAUCACUUCUGAGUUUAUCACCAGUAACAUUGAUACCUAUUUUGGGGUAUAAACAUGGUGUUUUUCAGAAAUAAAAAUGAUUUCAUUAACCUUUACUAUUACUGUGAUAAUACCCAGGCACUCAAUAUUCAUCCUGAAAUUUUUUAUAAUAUGUAAUUUGUCUAGUCUUAAAGACAUUUGGAGCAUGGCCAACAGGAAGGUCAGCUUCUUACUGAUGUGUGUGGAUUCUUACAGAAUGUUAGUACAAAUUUUUAUAAAUAUUUGGUGAUCCCUGGGGGGAAAUAUCAUUCUUACUAUGGUUAGAAAGUGAAUUAGAAAUUUCAGCUCAGUUUCUAUUUUACUAUUCAAGUUGUGUACUUUAAACAAAUAUAAAAAUCAAAAGGCUGCCUCUAUUACAAUCCUCAGUGGAAUAGAUGGCUAUCUUUCUUGGCUAACAUUAAAUAUUCUUGUACCAGAGCAUGGAAAAUUGUUUAUAAUUGUUAAUAGAAUGGCGAUUUUUUUUUUUAAGAACUUCAGAUUUGCUAUGCUGCUGUAAGUAGAAAGCAUGAAGCUUUUUGAUCAUGUAGGGCUUAUUGUAGAGGGUAUCAAUUGGCCUAACUAAGCAGGAUUGAAUUUACCAGAGGCUAAGUUCAGAUAGUAAGAAUAAUGCAUAUGUGAUUGUUCUUAAAGUCAAUGUAUUAAAUAAGAUAUUUUUCCUUUUCCCUCUUACUGGAUUUUUCAAUUUUCAAACCAUAUGGCCUAGAUAACUUUAAUUGAAAUAAUAUAGAUUUAGUUGAAUACUAUUCAGGAAGUAAUAAAUUUUAAUAUAUCACAUUGAAAUUAUGCAGUGGUGAUGAAUUUUGGUGUUUCCCCCCUCUUUCUGGUUUUACAUCAUGAGGAUCAGUUAGCUGCUGACAAGAAAAAUCAUCUUGUGUCUUUUGUAAAUUGAAUUUUUUUUUAAAUCUUUAUUAGGAACUGGAAAACAGCAAGUAUGGUUGAUUCUCAUUAUUCAAGGUAGUUAUGUUCUAUAAAGUCAUUGCGAACACUGAAUUAGCAAAUAUAGAACCUAGGGGAAAUACAAGGCUAGAUUUCUGCAAGCCACUGGUCACAUUUUCAUCAAGCAGUCAACAUGUAAAUUUCUGUUGUAAAGACACCUUAUUUAAUAUAGUCGAUUCAUUAACAUUGAAGUCAUGACCAACAACACUGUAACUCAUGCCUGAAUGAAGCUUAUCUGACACAUAAGCUUCACGAGGCACACAACAGCCUUUUUGCCCUUAGGAACAGCUUUUUGCCCUUAGCACUAUGCUUGGCAGCCAUUUUAAACCGUGAAAUCAAAAAAAGAACAGAAAUGCAAAAACCAUGGCAUUAGCGUAAAAAGGACACGUUUAUAGUAUGAAAGCUGGAACAUGGCCUUGUUCAACCUCAGCUCAGAAUAUGUGUACAGCAAGUUUUUUGCUGUACCACAAAAUUUUAGGUUAGGCAAAUUCACAAAUACGGAAUCCAUGAAUAAUGAGGAUCAACUGUACUUAACUAUAUUUUAAAGCUGUGACAUUUAUCUACCUGGUUUAUGGAAUAGAAUUUAUUGCUGAAUCAUGCUCCAGUAUUUGAGUGAUGUUUUAAAUAUCCUAUGUCUGAAAAUAAUUCCUCCUAAUUGUGUGGUAAUUUGCUUUUACUGUUUCAGCAGUAUUUCAGGUCUUUGUUCAUUCACUCAGUAAUACUGAGCACUUACCAUGUACCAGAAUUUUACUAGGCACAACCAUGAAUAAAAAUACAAUUCUCUUGCACCAUUAAA
Messenger RNA from Pan troglodytes (chimpanzee), 5046 nucleotides. RefSeq names its product SEC62 homolog, preprotein translocation factor (gene SEC62). The transcript is spliced from 9 exons. The record is from RefSeq and is a predicted model, not a curated record. The coding region runs from base 212 to 1639 and encodes 475 amino acids. Gene Ontology annotation, cellular component: endoplasmic reticulum; endoplasmic reticulum membrane. Lineage: Eukaryota; Metazoa; Chordata; Mammalia; Primates; Hominidae. Gene Ontology annotation, biological process: post-translational protein targeting to membrane, translocation.